UCCCAAGGGUUAGUUUAGCUUAGAACGUCGCCGAGUGCACACCGUGCGCGCUCGACGGUCCGUCCUAGAGCUAGAGGUGGUGUGGUGGUAGUGGUGGUCACUUUGGGAAGCUAGCUAGCUUCCUUCCGGUCUGACCUCCGAGUUCCUCCCUCUUCCUCCCUUCUCCUUCUCCUUCUAUCUCCCCCUUUUUCUUCCCUUCUAUUUCCUUUUCACUUCCUCAUUCGUCCUUCGUACGGCGGAGUUGAUCCGUCUGCCCCGGGAGUAGUGUUCCGGGAAGUGUCCGCGGCCGCGGAUCGUUUUACAUAAUCGCGAGUGGGCGCUCCUCCCCUCCCUAAAGGGAAAGGAAGUGCGUGCGUGUGUGCGUGCAACUUCCGGUUACGCGGAGGAAGAAGAAGAACUUUAACGGACGCUAGGCGCCACCUUUGGAAGUGUGAAGUGUUGUAGGAGAAGAAAAGCGUUGAGCCUUUCGCGAGGUCUCCGCUGCUAUAUUGAAUGGAUUUCCAGUGGUGAACGAGUGACGGAGGAAAAAUCGGAUAAAAUGAGUAAAUUUUAUGCGAUUUUUAUGCUAAUCAUCCUGAUCGCAGUCGAGCCGGGUCAUUGCGUCAAGUGCUACAACUGUGAUUCGACCAGCAAUGAGGAGUGCACCGAGAUCAAGAAGAACUCCGGCAUCGUCCCCGAGACGUGCACUCCCAGCUUGAUGGCAUCGACUACCGGCAAUUGGCUCGCGGACCUGACCCGGAUUGAGUACUUUGGCGGAGCGGAGAUCACGGUGCCCAUGGUUUGCCAGAAAAUCGUGGCCACCAACGAAAACGGCGACACCAUGACGUUCCGCGGCUGCCAGCUGGACGGAGGCAAAACGGACCCCUGCCAGAUCGCGUUCGGCAAGGCGAAGCUCCAGCGUGGCAUCGAAAUCGCCCACUGCUCGAUUUGCAAGGACGACGAGUGCAACGGCGCGGUCACGGUCCGGCCCGGCAGUCCCGCCAUGCUUCUGGCCACGGGCAUCGCCUCGGUGCUGGCCGUGGUCUACACUAGUAAAAUACUCUAUUAAGGUUGUGUACGCUUUCGGUAGUGAAGAAUUAUAGUUGCAGCAUUUCUAGCGAAAAAUUAGAUCGGUUUUUAUAUGACAUACAAUGAUAUUCACAACUUUAAGUGUGGCAAAAUAAAAAUAUUGAAAACAAAUGUAACACUAGCUUUAGACUAUACUUCUUAUCAACCAAACGCAAACGUUAAAUCAACUAAAAAAUCGAGAAAUGUUCUUAAAUGAAUGUUCUUAGAAUUUCACUACAGUAUAAAACUAAUCAAAAAUGACAAAAAUAAAUGCUUUUAAAAAUAAUAUAAAUCAUUACAUAAAAUCGUUGCGACAGAUUCAAUACACAAUAUGAAUAUAUAUAUCGAAGAUAAAUCGCAAAUACGUCCCCGUGAUUUAUUCUCAUAUUCGGUAACUAUAUUCACGCAUAUGCCUUCAACGUUAACCCGAUGGGAUAUGUAACAUUAUCUAGUUCAUAAGAGAUUCGUUCGGUACAUGUACUUUCAAUGAGCUAUGUUUCAAGUGUUGAAAACAUACACAAAUGAAAUAUCCUAACGUUAGGAAAACUUAAAACUAGUUAUAAGACAUCAUCAUCAAUAAAUGAGUACUCAAUCCCCUUAAUAUUUAAGAUAAUAAACCCAAAAAAAAAAACAUAUAUUAUUCAACAUACCUAAUCUACUCAGACUCAGUGGACAA
Culex pipiens pallens (northern house mosquito) is the source of this 1723-nucleotide messenger RNA. RefSeq lists its product as uncharacterized. The record is from RefSeq and is a predicted model, not a curated record. The transcript has 5 exons. The coding region runs from base 539 to 1048 and encodes 169 amino acids. Gene Ontology annotation, biological process: positive regulation of voltage-gated potassium channel activity; sleep; regulation of synaptic transmission, cholinergic. NCBI's taxonomy places the organism in Eukaryota, Metazoa, Arthropoda, Insecta, Diptera, Culicidae.